Molecule: messenger RNA, 5266 nt
Organism: Nylanderia fulva
Lineage: Eukaryota; Metazoa; Arthropoda; Insecta; Hymenoptera; Formicidae
Gene: NAT1
Product: N-acetyltransferase 1
Cellular component (GO): eukaryotic translation initiation factor 4F complex
Molecular function (GO): protein binding; mRNA binding; translation initiation factor activity
Source: RefSeq, a predicted model, not a curated record
GGCAGUAACGAAAAAAAAAAAAAAAAAAAAAAGAAACGCGAGAACGCGUUAUAUAUUACAACAAAUAGUACGCAAAAUCGUCCCUGCGUUGCUACUUGCGUGUUGACACUGACAUUAGAAAAAUUCGAUGCCUUCCAGGGACGAUAUUCGCUCCCUAUCCACUGAGCAACGCUGGAUCCCUCCUUCAACUGUUAGACGCGAUGCACUCACCCCAGAAAGCCGAAAUGAUCUCAUCUUUAGAAAGGUGCGGGGUAUUCUUAACAAGCUCACACCGGAAAAAUUCGCAAAGCUGAGCAACGACCUGCUCAACGUUGAGCUUAAUUCUCAUGUGAUUCUCAAAGGUGUUAUUUUCUUGAUCUUCGAAAAAGCGCUUGAUGAACCCAAGUACAGUUCUAUGUACGCACGGCUGUGCAAACAGCUGUCUGACGAAGCCGCAAACUUUGAACCCCGUAAACCAAUCGAUGAAAGUCAAAAAGGCCAGAGCACAUUCAGAGUCCUUUUACUUAACAAGUGCAAAGACGAGUUCGAAAAUCGUUCAAAAGCAAGCGAGGCGUUCGAGAAUCAGGAUGAGCUUGGUCCAGAGGAAGAAGAGCGCCGGCAGGUGGCCAAGCGCAAGAUGCUCGGUAACAUCAAGUUCAUCGGGGAGCUCGGCAAGCUGGGCAUCGUGUCGGAGCCGAUUCUACAUCGUUGCAUCCAGCAGUUGCUGGAGAAGAAAAGGCGAGGGGGAUCCCGGGGGGACGCGGCGGAGGAUAUCGAGUGCCUCUGUCAGAUUAUGCGUACCUGCGGCCGUAUCCUUGACUCGGAUAAGGGCCGCGGACUUAUGGAUCAAUACUUCAAACGUAUGAACUCUCUGGCAGAGAGUAGGGAUCUUCCUCUACGCAUCAAAUUUAUGCUGCGUGAUGUAAUUGAAUUACGCCGUGACGAUUGGAAACCGCGCAAGGCCACCAGCACCGAAGGCCCGAUGCCGAUUAAUCAGAUCCGCAACGACAACGAGGAGCCAUCGCGGGGUAAUGGUUUCCAUAGAGGACGAGAGGAUCGCCUCGGUGCGGAGUUUUUACGAAAGAUGGGACGAGGCGGAUUAGACGUGGACAUGAUAGGAAGUAUUCCAUUGACUUCCCCCUCAUUCGGUAUGGCACCACCACCACCAUUCAGUCCGAAUGGAUUUGCAGGAACUCCUGGGGUUGGUUAUGGCCGCCAUAAUCAACGUAAUCAGCCAGGAGCAGGCUAUUAUCAAAACCAGAGUCGUCAUCAGAACAAUUUUGAAGGAAAACGCAACCAGCCACAACAUAAUCUACCGCAGAACUUUAACAACAAUAGCAAUAAAGAACAACUUCGAUUCAAUAAAAAUAAGAUGUUGAUCGGAGGACAUCCUCAGGAAGAAGUGUCUCUGAGACCUUCGGCCAAUUCAAUGAUGUUCAAACAGACUAAUAUCAACUUGAACCUACCUCUCAACAAUGAUAUGUUCCCAGGACGAGGCUCAGAUAUGCCUCUCUUGCGUACUACCGCUCUGAAGCCCAGCUCGCCUCUAUUGCACAAAGAGACACCACCUGCUAUCGUGAUCAAGCAAGGUCCCGUAGACAAGCGCGAGAAGGCUCGGGAUAGAAAAGAUAAGGGACCCACAAGGGAGGAAGUGUUGAAGAAGGUGAACGCGUUAAUGGACGAUCUCGCGUCUCAUACAAAUGUGCAGGACGCUUUGACAGCCUUUAAAGAUCUUAAGAUCCCCGAGCGAUUUUUGCGUCAUGCGAUCUGCACGAUGUAUUCUAACACGUUGGAUCGCGGAGACUCCGAACGCGAGCUCGCCGUCAAGCUUGUGGUCGAGCUGAAAAAGGAGAGCUUGCUCACUUUGCAGCAAGUGAAUGAGGGAUGGAAGGAACUGGUGGCCAGUAUAUCGGAGAAGGAAAGUACCGUGCCUUUGGUAGCGUCCCACGUUGCCUUCCUGACAGCUAAGGCCAUAGCGGAAAAUUUAAUUCAGUUGACGGAUCUCGCCUCGGAAACAGAAAACGGUCGUCAUCAUCCGCUGUUCCUAUUGACUCUACAACAGCUCCACAAGACCCAAGGCAAGGCAAGGCUCACGCAGAUCUUCAAUGAUAGCAAAGUGGAUCUUAUUAGUCAACUGCCAGAAGCGGAGAAGACAAAGGAGCGCUUGGGCGAGAUCUUGGAAGACCGGGAAUUGACUUUCCUUUAUCCUCUUCUCAGAAUCCAGGGAGAUAUGUGGCGUCAAUUAGAAGCCGAUCCAGCGCCUAAUGCUCUUUACAAAUGGAUCAAGGAGAAGUUGGAUCCUCAACAUCAUUCUGAUCCUGCAUUUAUUAAUGCUAUGAUGAAUGUACUUUUCAAAUACAUCACUGGGGAGACAACAUUGGCGCCUGGCGUCGAUCCGACCGUAAAUCCAGACAAACAACUGCAAGAAAAGGAAAGUGCGUUACUGCAGAAAUAUGCACGCUUUAUUCGCACAUUCCUAACUACCAUCGACUCUCAAGUUACGGCUCUUCAUGCGCUUCAAGUGUUCUGCUUCUCGCACAAUUUUCCAAAAGGGUUGCUGCUGCGAUGGUUCAUAGCACUGUAUAAUCUUGAAGUCAUCGAAGAAGAAGCAUACCACAAAUGGAGAGACACCGUUACCGAUGCUUAUCCUGGCAAGGGCAAGGCAUUAUUUCAGGUAAAUACAUGGCUAACAUGGCUUGCUGAAGCAUCGGAGGAGGAGGAGGAAGACGACGAGGAUGAGAAGAAUUAAUUGGAAGAGCCUCGAGAGCAUUAUUCUACAGACCUAUGAUUUGGAAUAGGGUUUUACUAUCUAUAAUAUAUCGCUGAACCGCAAAAGGUUUCAGUUUUAUUAAUUGAGUUAUCUCCAUCCAGAAUUGCAAACAUCUUGUUAGUCUGUCUCAAGCCCUCACGUGAUUGAAAAGGACUUUACAAUCAUGUCUGCAAAAAGGAAAAGAGUUUGUAACCAAUGAGUGGUGUAUGACAGACGUUUCAAGCAAGACGUUUUAGAAUUUUUUUAGAUAAUUAAAAAAAAUAUAUCGGUACAUAAUUUAUAUUAUAAAAUAAUAUUGGGCCAGCACAGAUACAAUCGAGAUACUACGCCGCUGUAUGAUUAUUGGUGCGGGAAGAAAAAAAAAGCGCGAGAGAAAAUUAAUCUGGUCAUUUUUGUUACUCGAGUUUUUGUCUAGUAUUGUGCAUGUGUCACGUUUUGUAAGUCUUUUUGUCCGCGGCAAUAAGUGAAGUCGUUUGUUAUCUCUGUGUACCAAGCAUUACAUUUAUUAUGAGGAAUUAUUAUUAUUAUCAAUUAUUAAUAUUAUUAUAUUAUUAUUAUACAUAAUUAUCAAUCCAAUAAUCGAAAUAUAUCUACAUCUUUCUAAUGAAAAAAAAAAAAAAAAAAAAUCAGAAUUAAUCAGGAACAAACGGUCGACUCAGUAGUGUACGCAAAAUGCAAACCGUGAAGCACUUUCUUUUCGAAACGGAGUAAUAUAUUUAAAUUGCGAUUUAGAGAGACAGUUAAAAAUGAUCGAAACUAAAGGAAAGAAAAAGGAAAAAGUGAAUACACCGUUUGCCUGUGUAUCUACUUGCAGCGUCACUUGAUUCUUAAUAAGUAAAUAAUUAAUUACAGUUAUAAUAACAACCAGCAGCCAACAUCACAUCCAUUUAACAUUUAAUAAUUAGUGAACACUAGUGACACGACUAAAACUCGUAUUUAAAAGAAAAAAAGAAUAAAAUAUGCCUUGGUGUAAUUUAUUACAGAUGGCCCCCUGGUUGUUGCAUUGAUGACCAAUUACCUUCACCUUACAUUUCCUGCCUUAUAUACGCUACGUUUUUUUUUUAAUAUCUCGCUCAAUCGCCGCCAAAUAGCAAAAGAUCAGUAUGCGCGAGUUAUGCGAAAAAAAGACAAGCACGUGUUACUGAUCGAAAUGAGCGGAUAGAGAGCCAGAUACUGAGAAAAAGAGAGAGAAAGAGAGCUGCUGUAUUUCCCGAAUGUGACCGUCGCCGAUUAAGAUUACAAGAUAACUUGAAAUAACCUUCAGACCGGCUUAAAAAGGACGUCAAUAAUUAAGCCAAGAAGCUCUGCGUGAUAAUUAAAAAUGUAUUGCGCGUCGUAAUUUUUUCUUGUUUUUUUUUUGUUUUGUUUGAAAUCGUUCCAGACGCACUUGUGUAACACAUCUUUCACGUGUACAUUUCAAUCUUUUUUUUUCUCUCUGCAACAACUGAUAAUUAAAUACUCUUUUAUCGUACUAUUAAAAUCGUGCGAUUAAAAUAUUAAGAAUUUGAAUACAGUUUUUGUUGUCAUAUUUUAUCUUUACAAAAUAUUGUACAUACGUAUAUAUAUAUAUAUAUAUAUAUAUACGUAUAUAUAUAUAUAUAUACACAUAUAUAUCUUUUGAUGCCUCAUGGUCUUUACCUAAUUUUACCGCCGGACUGAAGUGUUUUUUUCCUCUUUAAAGACAGCGUUGUUUUAUAAUUAAAAAUAUUAGGUGGUUUAUACCGAGCGUCGUCAGUUAAGAGUAAUCAGUAUCGAGUAAUUACUUACUGUCGACCGUGUUAAGUUUAUUUUUUUUUUCGUCGAAUAUCAUACUGUCAUCCGGUACGUAUUAUUUAAUCAGAGUUUGACGGCACACAAAUAUACAUACACAUUAAGUGCUAAUGAGAAUUAUCUUGCAGCUGAAGCGGUAUAUGAUAAGUAGAACGUUAAAUGCGUUAGUGUUCGUUUGAGCGAUAUGUACCAGCGUGUAUGAUUAUGUCAUCGUUUUUUUUUACAUAGUUUCGAAAAAAAUACAUAACAUUUGCGAAGAUUUAAUCGAUUCGAUCAAAUUAGAGACUCGAGUUUAAUCUUCGCACAUGAAAGAGAAUUAAAGGGAAAAAAGAAGAAAAUAUUUAUUACUACAUUAUUAUUGUAAUACGUUAAUGGACAUACAUUUGUACUGUAUAAUUACGUGUUUAAAAGCAGGUUUUCAUUGUAUACGUAUACAUAUAUACACGCACGGAAUAUAUUCCGCUUCCUUCCGGUUCAGGGAAGGUUUCCGAGAGAGUGAUGAUGCCGUACCUUUCAAUUAUGUUAAUUUAUUUUCUCACGCAUGUACACACAGCUCUUUGAAUUUAAUAUACACACACAUAAUAACUGAUGAAUCCAUGUAUUGCAUCUUCAGUAUUAUUUCACGUGUAAUGAGAAUUAUAUACGUUAUGUAGAGAGAUCUUUAUAGUUUCUCAUAGGAUGCUAAAAAGAAUCUGAUAAAUCCGUCAUCUUUUAUCUCUGUCAAUAAAAAAAACUGUGUUCCUAGGA